AUGUCAGCAUCCUCAUUUGCCCAGUUAUGUCGUAUCACUCGUCCGCGGAUCUCCAUCUCCCCUAUUGCAUCUCGAAGAUCCAUCGGGUCCGUCAGUGCAAUUGACUCGGGAAUCUUCCGGACAUUAUUCGGAACUGAAGAAAUACGCAAAGUAUUUGAUGAUGAAGCGUACAUCAAGCGGUGUGUGGAUGCCGAAGCCGCCCUCGCAAGAGCGCAAUCACGUUGCGAUGUGAUCCCAUCACAGAUCGGCGAGAUGGUAACCCAGAAACUUCGCGAGUCGAAGCUGGACAUGGAACGGCUCCGACAUGAGACAGAAAUUGUCGGUUACCCUAUUCUUCCUUUGGUUCGUCAGCUAUCUGCGAUGUGCGGCGACGAGGCUGGGAAGUACGUGCAUUGGGGCGCAACAACUCAAGAUAUCAUGGACCUAGCCAGUGUGUUGCAGAUCAAAGAAGGAUUAAAUAUUGUCGAGCGCCAACUCAAAGAAAUUAUCAGUACCCUACGUGGACUAUCUGUCAAGUACAAGGACACACCAAUGGCCGGCCGUACGCACCUUCAACAUGCCCUUCCUGUUACCUUUGGGUACAAGUGCGCGGUAUGGCUAUCAGGCUUUCAGCGUCAUCUGGAGCGCCUAGAGCAGCUGAAAGACCGCUGCUUGUUGGCUCAGUUUGGUGGAGCAGCUGGAUCAUUGGCAUCCCUGGGGACCGGGGAUGCUGGACUACGAGUGCGCAAAGCUUUGGCAGAGGAGUUGGGUCUUGUGGAUCCUCCCAUCACCUGGCAUGUUGCUCGGGACGGCGUAGCGGAGAUAACUAGUUUUCUGGCGCUGAUGGGUGGAUCAAUGGGCAAAAUAGCCCUAGACAUCAUCAUCAUGUCCUCCAACGAGCUGGGCGAGGUAUCCGAGCCGUUUGUGCCACACCGUGGUGCUUCCUCUACAAUGCCCCAGAAGCGCAAUCCCAUAUCAAGCGAAGUUAUUCUGGCAGCGUCAAAGAUCCUUCGAUCAAACGCUGGGCUGGUCCUUGACGGCAUGGUCGCUGACUUUGAGCGUGCCUCGGGUCCUUGGCACCUAGAGUGGGUAGCUAUCCCGGAAAGCUUUGUCAUUGCGGUCGGAGCGCUAUCCCAGACACAGUUUGCUCUAUCUGGCUUAUGUGUCCACGGCCAGAAGAUGCUAGAGAACCUUCACUCCACUAAGGGAUUGAUUGUGGCAGAGGCAGUGAUGAUGGGGCUGGCACCACAUGUGGGACGGCAACAGGCGCAUGACAUCGUCUACGAGGCUUGCCGGGAGAGCAUCGAGGCGAACCAGUCACUGCUUGAGUGCUUGAUGAAAAAGACUGAAGUGACCUCAAAAAUGAGCGAAGAGCGUCUGAGCCAGCUAUGUGACCCUGUCAAUUACUUGGGUGCGUCGACGAGAAUGGUGGAAGAUGUUCUUGCUGUCGAUUAG
Molecule: messenger RNA, 1434 nt
Organism: Aspergillus welwitschiae
Lineage: Eukaryota; Fungi; Ascomycota; Eurotiomycetes; Eurotiales; Aspergillaceae
Product: class-II fumarase/aspartase family protein
Exons: 1
Coding region: 1-1434 (477 amino acids)
Molecular function (GO): catalytic activity
Source: RefSeq, a predicted model, not a curated record